AUGGCGGCAGACUUCCAGUUCAUCGCGAUCCAAUCCAACGGUCAUGUGAACGAUAAGGCAAUGCGGCGUCAAGCGCGCUCCCACGCUAUCAGGAAAGCGCUGGAAAGGAGACGCAAAGAACAGCAGCGUUCCAGGACCAAUUUCAUCGUAACCACCUUUCAAGACCCCAGUCUUCGGUUCAAGCUAGAUCAAGCGGUUGAGGCACCCAAGUCAUUCACGAGAACUAGUCCCAGCCCGCCAGCCCCAACUUACUCUGCCCUCUGCGGUGCGCUCGAUCCGUUCCAGACUCUUGCGGUGAACUCGGCACGGCUGCAGGCAUUACUGGGUGAUUACAGAGCCAGACAGGCCCCCGAGCCGGUCUUCAGCGUGGCCGAGGAACUUGCCUUCCAGAGCUUUCGCUUGGUCUUUCGCACUGGCUUUCAGGAUCCCGCUCUGAUAAAUUCCGUGAUGCUGGCUCUCGCGUUUGCCGCCGCUGGUGGUAGUCUUGAUCGUGAAUGUCUGCAGUAUCAAGGCCAAGCGAUCACAUAUCUCCGUGAGCGGAUGAACUCGGAGGAUGAGGCCGCGUCGGAAGCGACUAUUGGAGCUAUAUUAUUGAUUGCGGGUGUCGUGGCUCGUCUUGGACUCGCAUCUCAGGUGGAGCUUCAUAUGGGAGCGGUGCAGCAACUGUUGCAAAUAUGUCACAGGAAGAACGUCCAUCUCACUCCUGGCAUCGAGCGAGCCGUGUUCUGGCAAGAUCUGAACUCGUCCCUCCUCGCAGGGUCCAGACGCAUCGUCAGCCAUACCACCUUCUCUACUCUCCUCUGGACACGGGAUGACUGCCCGCCAGGCUUCUACCGUCUCCCACCCGGAUUUCAAUGCCGGUCACAUAUGCUUGACCACGAGUUCAGCGUGGUGCUGGAAGACCUCCAUGCCCUGCAGUGCAUCCGGAAUAUCCCUCGACCGCGGCAGACCGAUGCGACCCGCAUGCUUCAUAUCAACAACCAUACCGCGUCGAUCCAGUCCCGACUCAUGGCCUUGUCGGGGCUAUCUCGGUCGCAGGAAUGUUGUCGUCUCGCGGCGUGCUUAUGCUCCAUGACGCUGUGUUGUAAGAUUUGGAGUGAACUGGUACUUCCCUCGCACAUCUCAUCUCUGCUCCUCUGCAAACUUCGAGAAGUGCGUGACGACGUCGAUGCCACAAUAUGGCACGUUCCCAAUUCCGAUCUGCUCGUGUGGCUGCUCUACAUCGGUGGUGCAUUUGCUCCGAGAGGACCAAUUCGAUCUGGUUAUGUGGAACUGUUAGUCUCUUAUGCUAACGGUUCGUGGUCGGAAGUACAUGACUGUAUGAGACAGUUUAUCUGGUCCGAUGGGGCAUUCCUCGUCCCGGUCAGGGCGCUGUGGCGGGAGGUCAAGCAAUCUUACUUACGGUGA
Aspergillus saccharolyticus JOP 1030-1 is the source of this 1407-nucleotide messenger RNA. RefSeq lists its product as uncharacterized. The coding region runs from base 1 to 1407 and encodes 468 amino acids. Lineage: Eukaryota; Fungi; Ascomycota; Eurotiomycetes; Eurotiales; Aspergillaceae. The transcript has 5 exons. The record is from RefSeq and is a predicted model, not a curated record.